Molecule: messenger RNA, 2638 nt
Organism: Cajanus cajan (pigeon pea)
Lineage: Eukaryota; Viridiplantae; Streptophyta; Magnoliopsida; Fabales; Fabaceae
Product: pentatricopeptide repeat-containing protein At2g22410, mitochondrial
Biological process (GO): RNA modification
Molecular function (GO): protein binding; RNA binding
Source: RefSeq, a predicted model, not a curated record
GAGUCGUUAUUUUUCGAAGUAUUUGUUUUACUCACUAGAAUGAAUUGUUUGUGGAAAACUCACAAAUGGAGGCCUUGUUAGGUAGCAUCCAAAAAUGAUUAUUAUACUUCGAAAAAAAAUCUGCCAGACCCUAAACUGACAUUGAGAAUGCUCAGACCAAACAAAAGACAUAAACUAGCUAGGAAAUGUGAAAGGUGAGGCCAAGAAAGAAGGCAAGAGUAUAAAUACCUCAUUAUACAAUCAUGCUUCAAGCCUUCAACUCUUACCUUGUUAACAAAUCAACCAAAGAUGAUGAACCCAAAUCUAAAAACAGACCCUUCCACCAUUUACAACCUUCUCAAAUCUUAUGCACUUUCCCCCUCAAACAUCCUCAAAGCCCAAAACCUCUUCCAACAAAUCCACCGACCCACCUUGUCGUUUUGGAACCUCAUGAUCCGUGGCUGGUCCCACACCGACCAACCCCUCGAAGCAAUUCGCAUGUACAACCUCAUGUAUAGCCAGGGCCUCUUGGGCAACAACCUCACAUACCCCUUUCUCUUCAAGGCCUGUGCCCGAGUCUCAAACAUUUCUUGCGGCACAACACUCCAUGCCCGUGUUUUGAAACUUGGGUUUGAGCCCCUUGUGUUUGUUUCCAACUCCUUGAUUCAUAUGUAUGCAACUUGUGGCCAUGUGGGUCUUGCUCGGAAGGUGUUUGAUGAAAUGCCUCAGAGGGACUUGGUUUCUUGGAAUUCGUUGAUUUGUGGGUACAGUCAGUGCAGGAGGUUUAAGGAGGUGUUGGGUGUCUUUGAAGCGAUGCGGAUGGCCGGUGUGAAGGGUGAUGCGGUGACGAUGGUGAAGGUGGUUUUGGCAUGCUCUUUUCUGGGUGAGUGGGGUCUUGCUGAUGCCAUGGUUAGCUACAUUGAGGAAAACGAGGUGGAAAUGGAUGUUUACUUGGGGAAUACGCUGAUUGAUAUGUAUCGACGGCGUGGGUUGUUUCUUCUGGCUCGUGGGGUUUUUGAUCGGAUGCAAUGGAGGAAUUUGGUUUCUUGGAAUGCCAUGAUUAUGGUUUAUGGGAAAGCAGGAAACUUGGCUGCUGCUCGGGAGUUGUUUGAUGCUAUGCCACAGAGAGAUGUGAUCUCGUGGACUUCUAUGAUCACAGGUUACUCUCAAGCAAGCCAGUUUGCAAAGGCGGUGAGGCUUUUCAAGGAAAUGAUGGAGGCUAAGGUGAAGCCAGAUGAAAUAACGGUUGCCAGUGUGCUUUCGGCGUGUGCACAUAUUGGUUCGCUUGAUGUUGGGGAAGCUGUUCAUGACUAUAUACGGAAAUAUGAUGUGGAAGCUGAUGUAUAUGUUGGAAAUGCCUUGAUAGACAUGUACUGCAAAUGUGGUGUGGUUGAGAAAGCAUUGGAAGUGUUUAAAGAGAUGGGGAAGAAGGACUCGGUGUCGUGGACUUCGAUCAUUGCAGGCCUUGCGGUUAAUGGCUUUGCAGAUUCAGCACUUCAUUAUUUUUCACAGAUGUUGAAGGAAGGUGUUUGGCCUUCUCAGGGAGCCUUUGUUGGAAUUUUGCUAGCCUGUGCUCAUGCUGGAUUGGUUGACAAAGGAUUGGAAUAUUUUGAAAGUAUGGAGAAGGUUUAUGGACUGAAGCCGGAAAUGAAACAUUAUGGAUGUGUUGUGGAUCUUUUGAGUCGCUCUGGCAAUUUACAAAGGGCAUAUGAAUUCAUUAAAGAGAUGCCUGUGGCUCCAGAUGUGGUAGUGUGGAGGAUAUUGCUGAGCUCCUCUCAGGUUCUUGGAAAUGUGCCCUUGGCUGAGAUUGCCACAAAGAAGCUUCUUGAACUGGAUCCUUCUAAUAGUGGUAAUUACGUACUUUCCUCUAAUACUUAUGCGGGCUCCAAUAGAUGGGAAGAUGUUGUUAAAAUGAGAGGACUGAUGGAGAAGAGUAAUGUACAGAAGCCAUCAGGUAGCAGUUCCAUAGAAAUAAAUGGAUCAAACGGUUCUCAAGAUUCGUGUUUUAUUGAACGUGAAGAGAAGAGUGAAUUAACUGUUGUCUAGAAGAUUCGUUUAUUACUUCACAAAUUGAUUUCAUUUUUGGGACAGCAUGGUCCAUGGGCAGGAAAUAAACCAAGGAUUUGAAAAUUUUGAACCUGACCCCUGAUGGCCUAAUUAACUUGUCACACAAGUGACCAAAUCCUAACUGAUAUUUGUUGCCAUGAAGCAAUAUUUUAAGGGAGAACCGGUAGAGUUGCCUCUUAUGAAUUACAGAUGGAAUUGCUAAAGGGGUAUAGGUUUGAUGAUGCCUAAAUUGUAAUUAAUACUUGUCUUCAUGCAAUGUGCUCAUUUUGGAUUAGUGGCUAGACUAAAUUGCAAACCAUCUGUCACUAAAAUCCUCAGUGUCUGCCACAAACUCAUCUAUAGGACCAUCUUCGUAACUGUUCAAAACUGCAGCAAAAGAUGGCUAACCGACUCCGAAAGGCAACAUAUACGUAUAGCGUACUGAGAUGAUGAGAUAUUAAAGGAACGAUAGCAUAAAAUGCUAGAGGCAAGGGUUGUUUAAGAUUCUGCUAUCUAUAAUGGUUACUUUUGAUCCACUUGCUUAUUGAAAAGAUAAACACCCGGUUACUGCAUUUAUAUAAUCAAUUUAUUUCACCAGCUCAUUUUUUUAUCA